CUUACUGUGUAGGUGGGCAAUGGUUGCCGGGAGCCGGGAGCAAGGUUCCCGCCCCACCCGCAGCAGCACCGCCCGCCGCCGGCAGGGUACGCUCUCCACGGAGCCUGUCCCGCUCCUGGCCGGCCUGCGCCUGCGCGGGGCUUCCGCCAGUCGGCGAAGCGGUGAGAGCUGCUCCACUUGCUGCGCACUGGGACUAAGAUGGCAGCGGCGGCCCGGCUGCGUUGGGGAGCUGCGGCUGCAGCCGCAAGGCUGUGUAGGCGAUUCUGUCCUAUGAUGAAUCUGUAUACCAUGACAAAACAGCCUCUGCAUCAGUUUGUACAAAGACCACUUUUCCCACUGCCUGCAACCUUAUGUAACACAGUGAGAUACAUGUUUAUUCAAACACAAGAUACCCCAAAUCCCAACAGUUUAAAAUUUAUUCCAGGAAAACCAGUUCUUGAGACAAGGACCAUGGAUUUUCCCACACCAGCUGCAGCAUUUCGCUCCCCUCUGGCUAGGCAGUUAUUUAGGAUUGAAGGAGUAAAAAGUGUCUUUUUUGGACCAGAUUUCAUCACUGUUACAAAGGAAAGUGAAGAGUUAGACUGGAAUUUACUGAAACCAGAUAUUUAUGCAACAAUCAUGGAUUUCUUUGCUUCUGGCUUACCCUUAGUUACUGAGGAAACAUCUUCAGGAGAAGCAGGAUCUGAAGAAGAUGAUGAAGUUGUGGCAAUGAUUAAGGAACUGUUAGAUACCAGAAUACGGCCAACUGUGCAGGAAGAUGGAGGAGAUGUUAUCUAUAAAGGCUUUGAAGAUGGCAUUGUACAGCUCAAACUCCAAGGUUCUUGUACCAGCUGCCCCAGUUCAAUGAUUACUCUGAAAAAUGGAAUUCAGAACAUGCUGCAGUUUUAUAUUCCAGAAGUAGAGGGUGUAGAACAGGUUAUGGAUGAUGAAUCUGAUGAAAAAGAAGCAAACUCACCUUGAAAUAAUUAGAGUUUUCUUUGGGCCCAGCAGUUGGACUUCUUGAUAAUAUAUACCAAGCUUUUAUUAUUAAUCUGCUAAGGAACUUGAGGAUUAAUAAAAUAUGCCCUUUUUUCAGAGA
Molecule: messenger RNA, 1078 nt
Organism: Prionailurus viverrinus (fishing cat)
Lineage: Eukaryota; Metazoa; Chordata; Mammalia; Carnivora; Felidae
Gene: NFU1
Product: NFU1 iron-sulfur cluster scaffold
Exons: 8
Coding region: 199-960 (253 amino acids)
Biological process (GO): iron-sulfur cluster assembly
Cellular component (GO): mitochondrion
Molecular function (GO): iron-sulfur cluster binding; iron ion binding
Source: RefSeq, a predicted model, not a curated record